GAAGAAACCUAAAAAUGAAAGAUUCUAUUCACACGAAACCGACCCAAGGACAAACAAAAGCCAGACAAAAGCAUUGGCCAUUGAAGACUCGGGGUCGAUACCACAUUUCGCUUUUAAGCUAGCAGUCAAAGUGUCCUCCUUUUUCACACGUUUAGCAACGUAGCAAUCAUUCAGGCCUCUUAAUAAUAUUUCCUUUGUUUCCAGGGUUUAUUCGCAUCUUUACCGCAGCCUGUUUUGAGUUACCCAAAACAUCAUAUUUCAGCACCUUACCAUGAUAUCUCAACCGCUUGCCAUGGCUGCAACGUUGAUACUUGUGGUUCUUGCACAAAUAUGCACAUCAGUUACUUCACUGUCAGAAGCUGAUAAGAUUACUAGUUUGCCAGGGCAGCCACCGGUCAAGUUUAACCAAUACGCUGGUUAUAUUACCGUUGAUGAGAACCAGCACAGAGCUCUAUUUUACUAUUUUGCUGAAGCAGAAUCAGAACCUGCUUCUAAGCCAUUAGUUCUCUGGUUAAAUGGAGGGCCUGGUUGUUCGUCUGUGGGAGCUGGAGCGCUCGUUGAACAUGGACCUUUCAAACCAAGUGAAAACGCCCUCGUGAAAAAUGAAUAUAGUUGGAACAGAGAGGCAAAUAUGCUAUACGUGGAAUCACCGGCCGGGGUUGGUUUCUCAUACUCUGCUAAUGAAUCAUUCUAUGAAUUUGUGAACGACGAAAUCACAGCAAGAGACAAUCUUGUUUUCCUACAACGUUGGUUGACCAGAUUCCCAGAGUACAAAAGCAAUGAUUUCUUUAUCACGGGGGAGAGCUACGCAGGUCACUAUGUACCCCAACUUGCACAGCUUAUUGUUCAAACCAAAACAAAGUUCAAUCUCAAGGGGAUAGCUAUAGGGAAUCCUCUUUUGGAAUUUAAUACUGAUCUAAAUUCUAGAGCCGAAUUCUAUUGGUCACAUGGGCUAAUAUCAGAUUCGACUUACAAGGUCUUUAGCACCACUUGUAAUUUUUCCCAAAUUUGGAGACAAUAUCACAGUGAGACUCCAAGUGUCAGCUGUGCAGAAGCGAAUAAACUGGUGACAAGGGAGAUUGGUAACUUUGUUGAUCGAUACGAUGUCACUCUUGAUGUUUGUUUGUCAUCCAUAGAUAAGCAGGCUCAAAUGCUAAAUCAACUGCAAGAGACAGCCAACAUAGAUGUUUGCUUGGAAGAUGAAACAUCUGCAUAUUUGAACAGGAAAGAAGUACAGGAAGCUCUGCAUGCAAAGCUUGUGAGAGUUAUCAAUUGGUCUAUUUGCAGCGAGGUGCUAAGAUAUGACAAUCAGAAUCUAGAAGUACCAACAAUUCCGAUUCUAGGAGAACUCGUUAAGUCCGGCAUCCAGGUUUUUGUGUACAGUGGAGAUCAAGACUCAGUGGUCCCAUUGACCGGAACACGUUCUCUGGUGAAUAAAUUAGCCAAGGAGUUAGGACUAAAUACAACCGUGCCUUACAGGGCCUGGUUCGAGGGGAGACAGGUUGCUGGAUGGACACAAGUUUACGGUAACAUUUUAUCAUUUGCGACCAUAAGAGGGGCGGGUCAUGAAGCCCCAUUUUCGCAGCCAGAGAGAUCACUCGUCCUUUUCAGAUCAUUGCUCCAUGGAAAGCCCCUUCCAGAUGCCGCCCCUUCAACCUAAACACAUCGCCCAUAACACCCCUUUCACCAAUAUGCGCGUCUUCCUCCCCCAAACCAACCCCCAACCCACAAAAAAUCCCCCACCCACUUGGACCAAAAACAAGAAAGAAAGAAAUAUUAAGAAAUAGAAAUAAAGGGUUUGGAUUAGCUUUUUAAAAGCA
Neltuma alba is the source of this 1820-nucleotide messenger RNA. RefSeq names its product serine carboxypeptidase-like 45. The transcript has 10 exons. Gene Ontology annotation, molecular function: serine-type carboxypeptidase activity. NCBI's taxonomy places the organism in Eukaryota, Viridiplantae, Streptophyta, Magnoliopsida, Fabales, Fabaceae. Gene Ontology annotation, biological process: proteolysis. The coding region runs from base 272 to 1660 and encodes 462 amino acids. Gene Ontology annotation, cellular component: vacuole. The record is from RefSeq and is a predicted model, not a curated record.